AGAAUACGAUCGGUCUCAGAGGGAAAACAAACUCCAACCAUGUGCGAAGCCAGGAUAAAGAGAUCCGAAGUUACGAAACGUUGGCUUCUACAGUAUCCAGAAAUUGGCCGUGAACCCUCAACGCACACCUGAAAGAGCUCAAAUACCCUCAUCACCGAACAAGAUCGUCUCCGCAACAAUGACAACCACAACCACACAAGAAUCCCAACCCACCGACCUAAAACCCCCUUACAACCCGAUCAUCAAUGCUGCAAACGCAACUCCAGUCCUAGCAAACCGACACCAGCCCAGCGAUCCGCACCUCUUCCUCGCGCGGCCGUGGCUCGGCGCACUCCUAUUCGAGAACGUCACCUCAGACGCGCGCGACCACUGCGCCAACGAGCGCACCUUCCUCUCGUGGCUCCGGCUGUCGAUGUACCUGGGCGUGGUCUCGAUCGCGAUCAUCAUCUCGUUCCACUUCCAGUCGCCACCGACGGGGCUCGAGCGCCGCAUGUCCCUGCCGCUGGGCAUCAUCUUUUGGUUGCUGAGCCUGACGUGCCUGGUGACCGGGUUCGCCAACUACAUCCGCACGGUGCGCAAGUACAGCCAGCAGGCGGCGCUGGUGCAGAGCGGUUGGAAGACGCAGGUCAUGUUCACUAUCGUUGGGGCGGUGAUUCUCGGUUGUUGCGUCUUGUUCCUGGCAACGGAUGCGACGACGAAGUCGCGGUGAUCUGCAUAUCCCCCCAUUUUAUCGUUUAAUUGAGCGAGCUAGGUUUGAGGGGUAGAUUCUGGGUCUUGGUGCGGCGACUGGGAUGUUAUAAUGCCGAGGACCGUCUUGCAUGAUGGAAGUGGUUGGACUGAGAAGCCUGAGCUACGUGAAGCUUAUGGUAUAUACGAAAGAAGCGGAUGCUGUUCCGACAUUUUACUUUGACUUGUUUGAAACCACAAUAGAAUAUGUGCUUGGCUCAUAGUAGAGCAUCGAACCGCUAGCCAUGUAGCAUUGAAGGGGGAAUAAAGAAAGAAAAUAACCGAAGCCUCAAGAAACACUGUCUGUGGGGAACCGAGCACAGCAGCGAC
This is a messenger RNA of Aspergillus homomorphus CBS 101889, 1056 nucleotides long. Its product is annotated as DUF202 domain-containing protein. Lineage: Eukaryota; Fungi; Ascomycota; Eurotiomycetes; Eurotiales; Aspergillaceae. The coding region runs from base 179 to 709 and encodes 176 amino acids. The record is from RefSeq and is a predicted model, not a curated record. The transcript has 2 exons.